Lontra canadensis (Northern American river otter) is the source of this 1460-nucleotide messenger RNA. RefSeq names its product axin interactor, dorsalization associated (gene AIDA). Gene Ontology annotation, molecular function: phosphatidylinositol binding. Gene Ontology annotation, biological process: determination of ventral identity. Gene Ontology annotation, cellular component: membrane. The transcript is spliced from 10 exons. The coding region runs from base 176 to 1096 and encodes 306 amino acids. NCBI's taxonomy places the organism in Eukaryota, Metazoa, Chordata, Mammalia, Carnivora, Mustelidae. The record is from RefSeq and is a predicted model, not a curated record.
GCAAAGUUUGGCUGUGGCGGCAAAUGGGCUUGGGCGGCUCCUCGGCGGGUGGCGGUGGUGGCCGUAGCGGUUCCUCCUGGCCCUGUUAAUGUCGGGGCCAGGCCCGGGGAGGAUGGCGCGCUAGAGCCCGGCCUCGCUGGGGUAGGGGCGGGAGGGGACGGGGUGGGCACCGGCCAUGUCGGAGGUGACCCGGAGUCUGCUGCAGCGCUGGGGCGCCAGUUUUAGGAGAGGCGCCGACUUCGACUCUUGGGGCCAGCUGGUGGAGGCGAUAGACGAGUAUCAGAUAUUAGCAAGACAUCUACAAAAAGAGGCCCAAGCUCAACACAAUAAUUCCGAAUUCACAGAAGAACAGAAGAAAACCAUAGGCAAAAUUGCAACAUGCUUGGAAUUACGAAGUGCAGCUUUACAGUCCACACAGUCUCAAGAAGAAUUUAAACUGGAGGACCUGAAGAAGCUAGAGCCAAUCCUAAAGAAUAUUCUUACGUAUAAUAAGGAAUUCCCAUUUGACGUUCAGCCUGUCCCCUUAAGAAGAAUUUUAGCACCUGGUGAAGAGGAGAAUUUGGAAUUCGAAGAAGAUGAAGAAGAGGGUGGUGCCGGAGCAGGGUCUCCUGAUUCCUUUCCUGCUAGAGUUCCCGGCACUUUACUACCCAGGCUGCCGUCUGAGCCAGGAAUGACAUCACUCACCAUCCGAAUUGAGAAAAUUGGUCUGAAGGAUGCGGGACAGUGCAUAGAUCCCUAUAUCACAGUUAGCGUAAAGGAUCUGAAUGGCAUAGAUUUAACUCCCGUGCAAGAUACUCCUGUGGCUUCAAGAAAAGAAGAUACAUAUGUUCAUUUUAAUGUGGACAUUGAGCUCCAGAAGCAUGUUGAAAAAUUAACCAAAGGUGCAGCUAUCUUCUUUGAAUUCAAACACUACAAGCCGAAAAAAAGGUUCACCAGCACCAAGUGCUUUGCUUUCAUGGAGAUGGAUGAAAUUAAAGCCGGGCCAAUUGUAAUAGAACUAUACAAGAAACCCACUGACUUUAAAAGAAAGAAAUUGCAGUUACUGACCAAGAAACCACUUUAUCUUCAUCUACAUCAGACUUUGCACAAGGAAUGAUCCUGACAUGAGUCACCCGGCACGUCUGUGAAUUCUCCCACACAGUAGCAACCAGCCCAGCUCCGCGUAGCGCAUCCCCCUCCACCGGGCAGGAGGAGGGCCGCACGGGCGCCGGCAGGCCAGAGCGAGCCCGUGGGAUUCACAGCCCAGCACUCCACUGACCUGGACAACUCCUUUGGAUACGGGCUUAUUGUAGUUUUGAAACAUGUUUUUACCUUUAUAGUAUUUGUGCAAUUCAUAGUCUCUUUUCUAACUUACCACUGUUCCUGCCCUGCUUCCUGGAACAACACUGCUGUGGGUAGGAUCUGCUCGUCUUCAAAAAUUAAUACAGCAAUAAGAAUGUGCUAGAGUUUACACAUCCGUU